Trichoderma asperellum CBS 433.97 is the source of this 3671-nucleotide messenger RNA. RefSeq lists its product as uncharacterized. Gene Ontology annotation, biological process: DNA repair. The record is from RefSeq and is a predicted model, not a curated record. Gene Ontology annotation, molecular function: ATP binding; ATP-dependent chromatin remodeler activity. NCBI's taxonomy places the organism in Eukaryota, Fungi, Ascomycota, Sordariomycetes, Hypocreales, Hypocreaceae. Gene Ontology annotation, cellular component: nucleus.
CUCAGCGUUUGUCACCGCACAUCGGAGUUGUUUUACUUUAAAAUGAUAGAGAAAUUAUAGCUUUUGCAACUCAGUCUCAUAAGGCAUUAGUGAGACCCAAUAGCACUGCCGACGCCACUUCACGCCAUGCAUUGUGAAGGUCCAUAUAUUCCUGUCGGAUGCAUUGGAAUCCCACAAGAUGAAAGCCAGAUCAGUAGACACGACUGGUCAACAUUAGAUCAUAGGGGAUGGCAAAGACUAGAGCGACAUGGCAGCACUAUCAACAGCAGCGACUGUGAGGCUAAGCUUGGCGAGCUGUGCCUCGAUCCCAGAAUACAGACGCCCCUCCUGACAGCUCCGAAGCUUCUUUCGCUCGCCCAGUUGUUUCAUGCUCAAUGGUGUCAGCUUGAAUUCUGCGUCAGUACGUUAGAUGAAGAGCUGGGAAUUAUCAGAGUGUAUCUGCUACCAGACGACGUUCAGCGACGUUCGAUAGACCGCACUGGUACAAAAUUGCAAAGGGAGAGGCUCAAGGUGCUUCGCUGCCUUGAUUAUUCACCAUGUGCUUGGAAAGCCAUUAAGAUACCAGAAGAGACUGGCCGUCCUGUCCUUGAAUGUCCCAACACUGAUGAAAAUGACAAAGACAUAUCUCUGCUACAGCUCUUCAAUACCAUUCCUUCACCCUAUCCAGACUUGGAUUCAAUCAACGAGCCAUAUACACUGGACGCAAUGUAUAAUCUCAUGGAGAGCAAGGUGCCAGGCCUCAAAACAGAGUUAUAUCUGUAUCAAAGACGAUCUGCAGCUUUGAUGCUGCAGAAGGAAGUGCAACCCGGCCAGACUCUCGACCCCAGACUAUUGCAUCUGAAAGACACACACGGCUCAUCUUGGUAUAUGGACCAUGUUACUGGUGCAGUUCUCUUGGGCCCACGGUAUUACGAUGCGGUUUCGGGUGGGAUUUUAGCAGAGGAAAUGGGCUCUGGCAAGACAAUAAUCUGUCUUGCGUUGAUACUUGCGACAAUGCAUUUGCCUACACAUCCACCUGAUUUUUAUAAAGAGGGUCAGCCACCAGUCAGACAGAGAAUCGCAUCCCUCGCUGAUAUGGCAGCCUCGUGCGCCACGCGCCAUGCCGUUCCCUGGAGAUCCUAUUUCGAAGUGUGGAAAGCGCGGCAUGGUUAUGAGUUUACUCAUUGUAACGACAUUCUCUCGAGAAAUCCUGGGCAUUAUUUUCUCCCCGUAAGAGGACCUCUACGUUCUGGACGGCGUUCUGCAGGCGUCACGGCCCCGCCACCUGAAAAAGUCUACCUAAGUCCGGCUUCAGUCGUGAUUGUUCCCGAUAACCUCCUUGCGCAAUGGAAACAGGAGAUACAAAAGCAUACUGAGGGAUUCAACGCAAUAGUGCUAAAAAGGGGCGACGAGCUUCCCUCGCACGAUGAGUUAUUAACAUGCGACAUAGUCCUGUUCUCUCAGUCUAGAUUUGAGAGCGUUGUGAAGCAGGACGGCGGGGUCAGCCGUUCCGUCUUGUCGUCCCUCCAUUUUAAGCGAUGUAUCGUGGAUGAGGGUCACAGGCUUGGUAACUCGCGAAUUCGCAAGAAGAGUAAUCUCUUAAUUGGCCUAGAGUCGAUGCAUUUCUCCUCUCGUUGGAUCGUUACAGGAACUCCUUCACAUGGUUUAUACGGAGUUGGGUCAUCUCAUGCCUCUACGGCGCCAUCUCAUACCAAUCACAGCAAUUCUUCGACCCAGAUGGAAAAACAAGAUCUUGAGCGGAUUGGGGCUAUUGCUGCCCUAUAUUUAAAAGCCCGUCCUUGGGCAAACAUCGAGAUCGAAAACGGUGAUACGGUGGCUGACUGGACUGAAUACUUAAUGCUCCCCAAGCAUCACCCCAAGGGUCAAGGUCGAUGGGAAAACGUGGAAUCUACGCUCAAUUCUCUCAUUAUUCGCCAUCGUAUGUCGGAAAUUGACACUCUUUUACCCUUUGUAAAUGAGAAAGUCGUGGUACUCGAAGGUUCGUUUCAGGAUCAGCUGUCAUUGAAUUUGUUCUCUAUGAUGAUAGUAUUCAACUCUGUCCAAUCGCAGCGAACGGAUAUGGAUUAUUUCUUUCAUCACAAGCAAAGAAAAGCCCUGCUACAAAUCGUACACAAUUUGAAGCAGGCAAGCUUUUUUGGAGGGUCUUUCUUUACUGCUGACGAAAUUGCUAAAUCAGUAGAAACCGCUGAAAAGUUUUUGGCAGAGCGGAAAUUUCCCAUCAGCCCGGAGGAUGAAUCGCUGCUUCAGCAAGCUAUCCAAUUUGGCAACCUAGCUAUGCAUAACAGACUCAGAAAUCUUACCAACCAAUUUCACGAAAUGGCAGUAUCGAUCACGGGCUUUCCCGGCAACGCUGGCGCAUCCUGGUCCCUUGAUGGUGUAGCCAUGGACGGUAGUAUCUGUACAUCUACCAGCAUGUUAUUAUCGCUUCAGAGUCUAGUAUAUAAAGCAGCGGGGAGUGAAGAGAAAUUUAACUCUCUUUUAAACGGCGAACUGAUCUCAGAAGGCGCGCUGGAACGCUCGAAACUUCUAGAUGCGGCAGCUCCUGAGAAAAGUUCAAAAUCAAAGGAGAAAUCCUCUAGUACACUUGCCGGCAAUACAAAAUUAGGUGAUGAUAGCCCGAAGAAGGUACGCUCCCAUGGUAUAAACGGAACUGAGCCGAAGACCCUCGCUGUCGAACCAUCCGCCGGUCAUCUGGAACAGACAAAGAUCACCGCGACUGUAUCCGCAAAACUCUCCUAUUUGGUAGACUGUCUGGGGAAAUAUCAAGAAGACGAGAAAAUAAUUGUUUUCUACGAGAAUGAAAACGUAGCAUGGUACUUAGCCAGCAUGCUUGACGUGCUUCAAAUUCAACAUUUAAUUUAUGCCAAAUCUUUGAGCACAGAGAGAAGAGCGCAAUAUGUUAAUACAUUCAAUCAUAACGAAAAGUUUAGAGUCCUCCUUAUGGAUAUAUCCCAAGCAGCGUUUGGUCUCGAUAUGCGAGAGGCAUCUCGAAUAUAUUUCAUCAAUCCAGUCUUGAAUCCGCAGGUAGAGGCACAAGCCAUAGGCCGAGUACGGCGAAUCAGCCAAAAGAAGCCGGUCUCUGUUGAAACGCUUGUGCUCAAGAACAGUUUGGACGAAGUCAUUCUCGAACGCAAGAAACAUAUGACUCAUGAAGAACAUCGUCGAGCUAAGUCCAUUUUAGAUGUCCGACCAAUAUAUAACUGGAUUAAAAAUGCAAGAGUUACUCCAAUGAGUUCGAGCGAAGACCACUAUACUUUACAGAUGGCCACGCUUCAAACUACACAACCUGUAUUUGGCAGAGGAUUCGGAGUUGCAGCACAUCCCGACGACGGUAUCAUUCUAGAUGAGAAACGUGCGCUAAAGAAUGAGCCACCAGGGCAUCAAAAGCCUCUCAUGGUGUCGAAUGUGUUGAAGAGAUCGUAUGAUAACGGACCAGGAAGGGGAGGUUUGACAAGGGAUGACGAAUGUGAUGCAGCAUCCCAGCUAGAGCCGGCAUCUCAGCCAAUUCGGCGGGUUCGCUUUGCAGUUGGCUGAAAUAGAAUAAGAGCGACGCAGCGAUGAACUCGGUCUGGCGACUAUACAUGAGAGCCGGCAUGCGCUGGAUUUAGGAUCGUGUGAAUAAGGAUAAGCUAGCUUUAUGCUAACACGGCAAAUUUAUAAUGACAUUGAUG